AUGGACAGCAUUGUCACAGCAUUGGGGACGAGCUUUCCAUUGCCCGGAUUGUCAGUGAUGGAUCAGCAGAUCAAGGAGGAGAACGGAAGCGACUCCGGCAACGACUCCAAGACCGCCACGAAAGGCGGCCGCCUAAGGGCACCGAGGUGGAAGGAUCUCAAAGAGUGGGUUUUAGUCUGGAAAUAGAUGCCUUAGGCUGCUUUUUUAACAAAAAAAAUUUUGAUUUUGUCGAUUUUUUCAUAUUGAAAAUCGGGUCCGAAAAAAGCGGCUUUUCGGGAAAAUUUUUUUGUUUUUUUGCAAUUUUUCGAAGGUUUCAAAGAAAAAAUCGGUCGGUUUUUGUUCCCAAAUUGUAGAGGGAGCUCUAAACUGGCAUGAGGAUUUGGAAAACUAGCCUGAGAUUACGGUAAAAUACGAUUUUUUCGAUUUUUUUCUCUUUUUAUACCUAAAAUCUCAAAUUUUCGCCAUUUUUGUAUCGUAAAAGUUCUAAAAUGGACGUAAAAUAUAAUCAAAUGAGUCUCCAAAUAUUCUUCGAUUAUAUCCCGAGCAUUUUCAGAGAACUGGAAAGCGGCGAUCUGCGGCGCGAGCCGGUAACAGGCGAGGUGGCCAAGUAUAUCGACCGAAUCUUCGACGUGCGCACGAAUCAGCCGCUCUACUUCUUCUGCAAGCUGUGCAAUCGAGUCUUUGUGCACAACAACAGCUCCUCGUCGAAUCGGCGGCAUCUGCGCGAGACGCACGGCCUGAAAAUUUCGCGGUGUUUCGGCGACGGGCCCGGCAACGAAUCCGGCCUCCAAUUCGACCUGAAUUCGACUGGUAUGGAGUGCAGCGGAGAGGAUGAGAAUGGUAGGUUGCUGUAGACUUGUCUACACGUAUUUUUUUAAAAAAAUUUUGGGUUGAUUUUGAAUUUUUUUUUUUUUUUUUUUGCACGGUGCAGCCUCGAAUUUGCACUAAAAAUCACGUCGCACAGUGCGAAAAAAAAUUCAAACUGAAAGCCCCAAUAAACCUCCGUAAAACGACAAAUUUGGGCUGGAAAUACGCACACUUGACCCGUCUGACUUGAGGCGUUUGCGUGGGGAGAGAGAGAAGCGAAAAAGCUGUGGGAAACCCCCGUUUUGGCGGGAUUUUUCCCCCUUUUUUUCGUGUUUUGCUUCUGUUUCAAGUGGUCUGUGGCUGUUUUUCGCGUUAAAAGGCCUUAAAAUUGCCUUGAAUUUGGCUUAAGAGGUUUACAGCCAGAGGGGUGGGAUUUCUGAGGGAUGAUGAGUUGACCCGAUUUUUUUUUUGAAUUUUGUUAUGCGAUGGGUUUGAAUGUCGCUGAAUGUGAGCGGUAGACUUGAUUCGUCGAGCCAUAUUUGUUUUUAGAAGUGAUUUAUGGAGGCUUGACGCGUUCUAAAAAAGUUUUGUUUUCGUGGCGGGACCCAAGUUUUCGGUUUAGAAUUGAUAAAAGUGAUAAGUUUUAAGGGGAAUGGCUUUUUUUAGGAGCCUAGAUGUUGCUAAUUUUUCAUUUUUUUUUUAUUUAAAGCGAAUUUGGCAACUUUCAGGUUUUCGUGGCGGGACCCAAUUUUUCGGUUUUGAAUUGUAAUAAGUGAUACUUUUAAGCGGGUUGACUGUUUUUACAAGUCUACAUGUUUCUACUCUCUCAUUUUUUUAAUUUAACGCGAUUUUGGCCACUUUCAAGUUUUCGUGGUGGGACCCAAGUUUUGGGUUUAGAAUUGAUAUAAGUGAUAAGUUUAAGCGGGUUGACUGUUUUUACAAGUCUACAUGUUCCUACUCUCUCAUUUUUAAAAAUUUAACGCGAUUUGGCUACUUUCAGGUUUUCGUGGCGGGACCCAAAAUUUGGUAAAAAUUUUGGCUAGAUGGCUUUAUAAGCUUUUAUUGAGUCUAAAAGACCUAUUAAAGCAUCGCAUAUCGGUAUUCUUGACUAUACAUACCAUUUCUGGGUCCCACCACGAAAAUCCUGAAAAUCAGGGAAAUUCCUUAAAACGACUCAAAACGCUUUGAAAUUGCAUUCUAGACUGACGUAGAAUAUUUUCAGUGUGCUUGGACGCCCCCAUCGUUCCCGACUGGUCGACACAAACCACAUCCGGCGAGAUUUUGAAUCGAUUCCUGGUCGAAGCCGAGCAACUGCACAAGCAAGAAGCGGAAAAGCAAAAAGAAUACGAAAUCACAUUCCCCGAGGUCACAUCGCGAGCCUCGCAGUCAAUAACACCCCCACCAAUCCAGGAAAAAGAGAAACCGAAGCCAAAAGAAAUUUUAAAAAUGCAGACCCUCAAAAACCGCCCGGUUCUGAAGCCAAUCAGCAUGAUCAAACCGACGAUUAAGGUAGGAGAUUUUUGGAGAUUGGUUGGAAAUUUAUUUUAGUCGAUUUUUUGGAUACUUUUUGAGGGGUUUUGAAGUUUUUUCGGAAAUUUUGAAAUUUGGCGGGAAUUUCAAAUUUUGAUUUAUUUUUUAAAGGAAUAGCUGUAUAAGGGAUGAAUUUAAAUUUUUUGAUUGUGUUUUUGUAUUCUACGAUCUUGUUUUGACAUUUCGUUCACUUGGUAUUGAUUUUUUUUAAUUUUUGUUUUUGGCGGGAAAUUCAAAUUUAAUUUUUUUGAAUGAGUAUAUGAAGGUUGAAUUAACAUUUUUUGUUCACAUGGUAGUAUUUUACGACCCUGUUUUGGCAUUUCGUUCAUUUGGUAUUGAUUUUUAUAAAUUUUAAUUUUGGCGGGAAAUUCAAAUUUUAAAUUUUUGAAAAGUCCGAAAAUAUUGUUUUCAAAUUAUAUAUAGAGGUCUUGGAACGUAUUUUACAACUCACUUUUCUAUUCUUUCCAUUUUUUCAGCGCCGAAAACCCCGCCUUCAACUGCUCCGCGAACGCCUGCUGGCAGCUCGCGCCCGAAAAGAGAACGCGCUCGCACUCAAAGCGCUCGCCGAAGCGAACCGCAUCAAAAUGGAGACCAUGCUGGCCGUGCACCGCGCCGGCUUCAUUCGCGCCGUGGACGCGAACGGCCAAAUGACGCUGAAGAAGGUGAGCCCCGCGCCCGAAGUGAUCGCCGACUCGGACUACGACAUGUCCAUGGACGAGGGCAACUUCCGCGAAGUGCAGGACGUCCUGGAAGAAGAUUGA
This is a messenger RNA of Bursaphelenchus xylophilus (pine wood nematode), 3098 nucleotides long. Lineage: Eukaryota; Metazoa; Nematoda; Chromadorea; Rhabditida; Aphelenchoididae. The record is from the annotation of a GenBank genome assembly.